UGAAGAUCCUUCUCCUGACUGGCAUCAUCUUCACUGUCGUCCAAACGAUGUUUACCAGCAAACAAGAGAAGCCUAACUACUGGAAGCCCUGUCACCACAGGAGCGUUGAACAGAAAUACAAAAACUUUACGGAAAGACACAUCAUUCCAGAAGACAGGAGCUUGAAUUCUAUAAAAGACUGGAAAAGCUAUCUAAGAGACAAAGGACUCUGGUGCAGAACACCGAAGCAGUCGUUCAUCCUGGCCAAUAUGACGAAGGACGUCCUGCAGAUCUGCAGCCGGUCUGGCCUCUAUGUGAAGGUGAAUAACCUGAAGAGAGAGAACACAGAGGAGGAGAGUCGGGAAACGACAGAGAGAUCAUCACUCGGACUGAGGAGCAUCGAAGCUUCAGAGCACGGUGUGUCACCACUGGUGUGUCAGCGCAGACAUUGUUUGUGACAGUCACCAGCAGCAGUGAGAUGAUACUAGUGUACGACACUGAACACGUUCGACAUGAGCUUCCAGGUUUGUGUGUGUGGUUGGUCCAAAGUGACGAGUUACCACGGCCUGAGGACCCACCAGGGGAAGAUGGGAUGCACCCAGAGGGGAGUGAGGAUCCCAGAGAGGAAUGCAAUGACCUUCAUGCCUCAAAUUACCUUCAAGCAAAGUCCAAUCUAUCUGAACCAGCCUGAGAGGAACUUCUUCACCUGGUCUGUGACGACCUAUCAGGGCCGGAGGAUCCACCAGGGGAAGAGGGGAUGCAUAGCGAAGGUAGUGAUGGUCCCAGAGAGGAGGAGUUACCCUCCUCUGAUUCCAUUCACGGGACGUCCAAUCCAGCUGAACGAGCCUAUGAUGACUUCUACAGAGUCUGUGAAUAACCUGAAGAGAGAGAACACAGAGGAGGAGAGUCGGGAAACGACAGAGAGAUCAUCACUCGGACUGAGGAGCUUGAGGCUUCAGAGCACGAUACUGAACAUGUUCGCUCAAACUUCCUCCAUGGAACAUCCAAUCAAUCUGAACGAGCCGAACAAGCCUGUGAUGACUUCUACAGAGUCUGUUUUCCAGACUCCUGAGCCCCCCCCACGUCAUCAAACCGCCACCAACACGUACCGACCUCGUCGAGCGCUCGAGUUCUCCACCGGCGCCGAUCAGACGACGCCUCCAACGACCGCCGUCCAUCCAAGAGAGGAGGAAGAAGAGGAGCAGAGGAAGACGGAAAAACUGCUCAUGAAGGCACAGCAAGACAACAAGAGGGCGGAGCUACAGCAGAUAAUUCAAAUUAGGAAACUCAAGAUGGCAGAAGUGGAAUUAUCUGUGAAAGGCUUGAAGGUUAGAUUGGACACCGAGUGGAUGGAGAUCAACAACGUCUUCUCCGAGGUGAAGAAAGUCGUGGAGGACGCUCGGCAAAGAGCUCUGCAGCCUGUGGAGGAGAGGAGACAAAGGGUAAAGAGAGAAGGAAAGGAUCUGCUUCAGAGGCUGAAAAGAGAAACUGAAGAACUCGAGAAGACCAUCGCUGAGUUGGACAGAAACUCAGACCUUCAGAUCUCUCUGGAUGAACCCGGGGAUUGGAACAAGACAAGUGUUGAUACUUUGGAGAGAGGAUUACGUUCUCCUCUACCGAUGAUAGUCCUCUCCAAUGUCCACUCACUGCGCAACAAGAUGAAAGAACUGCGCCAUCUCAUCACGACAAAAGACUUUGCUCUUUCUUCUGUUUUGUGUUUUACAGAAUCGUGGCUGACCGAAGCUACACCGGACUCUGCUGUAGAGCUGACCGACUUUCAGCUGUUACGUGCAGACCGCGACCCGAUCCUCUCACGCAAAAAAAAUGGUGGAGGGAUUUGUUUCUAUAUAAACCAUGGCUGGUGCAGCGACGUAGAAGUGAUUUUAAAAUCCUGUUCUCCGGACCUGGAAACUCUUUUCAUCACCUGCAGACCGUUCUACUCUCCCCGUGAAUUCACGUCUUUUAUUCUGGCCGGAGUUUACAUUCCAUCAAAGGCUAACGUGCGCGAGGCUCAACGUGAACUCGCUGAGCAGAUACAAAGAGUGAAGAGAAGGAGAGAGCACAAGUCUUCCACUGUCAUUGUCCUUGGGGACUUUAAUAAGGCCAACUUAUCUCACAAACUCCCCGAAUACAAACAGUUAGUCAAAUGCCCGACUAGGGGGGAGAAGACUCUGGACCACUGCUACAGCACCAUCAGCAAGGCGUAUCAUGCAGUUUCCCAUCCUGCUCUGGGUCGAUCUGACCACGUUCUCAUUCAUCUGAUCCCGGCUUACAGACAGAAACUCAACAUUUCUAAACCUGAUGUGCUGAGAUGUCAGAACUGGAGCAGCAGAGAAGCUAUGGAGGAGCUGCGUGACUGCCUGGAGAACACACACUGGGACAACUGUUUGGAUUUAAAAUUUUAGCUUGUCUGUUAAGAUGUUUAUGGAACUGUACUCAAAACAAAUGAAAGGAGGGUUGGGGCAGGAGCAGUUUGGGCCAGAUAAAUGGCUUUCCCAUCAUGAUUUAUAAUAACCCUCGUUGCAUAGUGUUAAUCUUGAAGUUAGCUACAAAUGUGUGUGCUUCACAUAGCUGGUCAGUCUCACACCUGUCUUGAUAAAAGGUCUGAUAAGCUCUGGAGGACAGACAGAGUGGCGUUGUGUUGGUUUGGAGGAUCUGAAUGUUUACACAAAAAGAACAUACAGCCAAUAGAGCAGGAACACAAUAUUCUUUACUCCAAUGAACAACAACACUGACCCACAAGGCGUCAGCCGAGUCAAGGCUAGUUUAUGAAAAAACAAAAUCGAACUGUCAUGGUAGGGAGAUUUUUCCAGUAACCAUCAGAGGAGGAGCGUGACUGGGAGCGGCUCCUUGUCACUUCCUGGUUCCAGUGCCAAGAGGCGGGGGACUACGCCUUAGCACCAACAAGGGAGAACCAAAUUGAUUUGCGGCGACACCCCUUCAUUAUUUUAACCAAUCAAAUUAUACCUACUGUUAUAAUUAUAACAAACGCCUUCUGUUUGGGGCGACUAUAGACUACCCCGGGCUACUGAUUUAGACCAGGCUGUGCAUGAGCGCCCAUAGCUAUGCUGUUAACCUUUUAUUCCUUCGUUGACAAAACACAGACUGGGACACUUCUAGAACUGCUUCCAACAGCCUGGACGAAUACACAGAUGCUGUGAAGAGUCCAAACUGAACUCAGACGCUGUUUUUAGAUAUUGACGAAACGUUAAUAUUUUAACUUCUCUCGCACUGACGGUAGUCUUAUUUUAACCUGUGCAGCUUUUUCCGUCUUUAUAGUAGUAAAUCCUGGCAGCACACGGUAGUUGUGAACGAAGAGGGACGUUAAAGCGGGUCAGUUCACUCUUUUUUUUUGUGAAAUUUUUUAUAUAUUAAGAAAAUAUAUAAAAAGUCUUUGUUUUAACCUUGUUAAUAUAGUGUUGUUAUAUAUAUCAUAGUUUGUAUUAAUAUUAAUUAAUGUCACCUUCAAGCGUGCUGGCGUGAAACUUUAACUGAUCCCUCCCUGUACAGAGAUUUCAAAUAAAUAUCAGUUCAUCUAAGUUUGAUCUUCAGAUUCAAUAAGUUUGUUCAUAUUUAUAUUUUUAUGUAAGAUUUUCCUUACUGCUACAGUGCUAAUUUCAUUUGAUUCCUUUGUGUAAUAAAAAUACUCAAUGUGUUAAUUGUCAUUUCUUAAGGAGGAAUAAAUGAAAUAUACUUU
Pleuronectes platessa (European plaice) is the source of this 3676-nucleotide messenger RNA. RefSeq lists its product as uncharacterized. Gene Ontology annotation, molecular function: catalytic activity. The transcript is spliced from 14 exons. NCBI's taxonomy places the organism in Eukaryota, Metazoa, Chordata, Actinopteri, Pleuronectiformes, Pleuronectidae. The record is from RefSeq and is a predicted model, not a curated record. Bases 492 to 2384 code for a protein of 630 amino acids.